Molecule: messenger RNA, 2924 nt
Organism: Gigantopelta aegis
Lineage: Eukaryota; Metazoa; Mollusca; Gastropoda; Neomphalida; Peltospiridae
Product: RING-H2 finger protein ATL3-like
Exons: 6
Coding region: 613-1335 (240 amino acids)
Source: RefSeq, a predicted model, not a curated record
ACGACAAUGUAGGUGAUAGGACUAUUUGUCCGCAUUUCGUUUAUCCCUCGCGCUGUCGUCACUAUUGUUCUACAUUUCUCAACUAAUCAAUAGUUAUUUUCCUAAAUGCUAUUAAUAGAAUGACUCUGACGUAAAGAAUUCAUUCCCCUCGAUAUGAGAAGAUAUUUGUUUUCUUUGUGUAUUCCUAGAGCUGGCAACGAAGAGUUAGCACGUGACGGGAUUUACAACACAGAAGCACCGUAAUACCUGGCCAAAGUACAAAACAUGGAUACAGUGUUGGACUCGUGUCCCACGAACAAAGCCAGGGUGUGUUUGACAGCAGAGAUUGUAUCUUAAUCAUAUUCAGGCGACCUCGUGGUCUUUGAAUGUGGAAGUCGUCACAGUAACGACAAAAACAACAUCAAAAAUGAUUAACAGAAUUUCACACUCCUGCAUAAUCCGUAAAGGUUUCCUCGACUGAUGUCACUGAUGACGUCAUCAACACGAAGUGCACGAGUGGUGUUUUUGCAGCUGGCGUGCUGAAGAAAGCAGAACACCACAUAGAAAAUAAUUAAGAGGAAAUUACUGUUCGUAUCUUAAAGCUUGUGACUCGACUACACAAAGCACCCGACUAUGAACGCCGAGCCGUUACCUCGCAUCAUGUCUUCCAGUUCAGACAGUGACUCCGAUUGGACAGACACGGAUUUACCUGGUCCAGACCUGUCCGGCGUAUUACAGAAAGAAAUACCAAUCAAACCAUUGUGUAAUGAAGACGUGCGCUCCCAAAUAAACAGUGACAUGGAGCUCGCUGUUUUCCUACAGAACCAGGAAGCGGAAUUGCAGGAGUUGUCGUCCCUUAGUGUAUCCAUUGUUGCCCACGAUGAAAACAGGCGGCGGUCGAUGAUAUCGGUGGACGAUUACGAGGACGAGGACAUACCCAUCCCCACGUUCAGUCUGGGGGAUCUGGAAAGCAGUGAUGACAGCAAUGAUGAAAAUGUCUUAGAGACGAUAGAUGAUGAUAUCUUAGAGGCGCUCGAACUCACCCUUGAACAGCGAGAACAACUGCUGGCACUAAUGCGAAAUGACUCGGUGAACUACUCGGUUCCCGGCCUGAAGGUGAGCCAGAUCAGGAGGUUGCAGCGGCCGUGUGUUGUGGUCGCCGAUUGUGACGACAACUGCGGUAUCUGUAUCACGGAGUUCGCCGCGGGGGACAGGAAGCGGGUGCUCAAGUGUAAACACUUCUUCCACGUCGACUGUAUUGAUCAGUGGUUACAGAAAACUGCCCUUUGCCCACUGUGUAGAAACCAGGUUAUUCCACCAAGAAGACUACGACUAUCGAGGUGUACCAUAUUGUAAUGACGUCACAAUGGAUUUAUUCACAUAACAAUGCCAAAUUAGAAUUUACUUCGAUGGGGUGAAUAAUGAGUGACUCGCACACAAUGUGGAAAAAACAACAUUUAGACUGAGCUUCCACUGAUCAGUAUUGGAGAGGGGAGGUGAUCAGUGAACAUCUUUCAUGCGAGAAUAUCUCCCCCUCCCUAAGGGGAACCUGCUUUUGACUUCGGGGAUCAGGGUUUGACCCCCUUUAUUCUGUGACUCCUGUGACACAAACGAGUCUUACAAAGUCUCAAUUGUGAUGGCGCUUAGACUACAAGCAUUCCAUUUACAUGUCAGGAUCAUUCCAGAGACAAAACAAAAAAGUUCUACAAACUCUAGUAUUCAUUAUAAAGUAUUUUAUGGCUGGGAGGUAAUCCUUGCCGAGAACAUGCCACGAAUUCCCGUCAUGACGAACCUUCCACCAAGAAACUGUCAUGACGAACCUGCCACCAAGAAAUUGUCAUGACGAACCUGCCACCGACAAACUGUCAUGACGAACCUGCCACCAAGAAAUUGUCAUGAUGAACCUGCCACCAAGAAACUGUCACGACGAACCUGCCACCAAGAAACUGUCAUGACGAACCUGCCACCGUGAUCUGUGCUCAAUGAACCCGUGCCUUAUUAGUCUUUCAUAUAUCGUGAAAUUUCAUCGUGCUGAAGUGAGGAGCAUUUCUGUGUUAUUUACUUCCUCUUUUUUGUUUGUUUCUGGAUUAAUGAUCGGUGUAUUAUUCAGUAGACUGUACAACAGUGUAGAUCGGUGAUUCGGGACAUCUGUUAUUUAUACAUGACAAGUUCAUUGUAUUGAAUUGAUGAGGAAUCGGUAUUGUACCGCAGUGACAAAGUCACUGUAUGAGAGUGAAGAAUAUUCUGAUGUGCUGUUUGUGUAAAAUAAUGAGAUCAUUAAAAUCAUUGUGUUGAAGUGGCACGAAACGUACGUGUGACAUCUGUAGACUUCCAAAAGCCUCGUAUUGAAGUGACACGAAACGUACGUGUGAUGUCUAUAAACUUCCAAAAGCCUUGUAAUGAAGUGAUCAGGGAAAAAAGUUAUUUCUAUGUAAGAAAAAAAACACCAAAGAAAACCCCACACACAAAACAACAAGCAUUCAGAGGCGGAUCUAGGGGGGGCGGGGGGGGGGGGUGGUGGUGGGGGGGGGCCCCCCCCUAAAUUUUGCGACAGUUAUAAUUUUAUUAUAUAUUAAUUUUCUUUCUUUUUUACGAUCCCCUCCAAACCUCCCCCAAAGUUCCAUUGGCAUUCGGCCUCAUGUCAUUGCCCCCCUCCCCCGGAUUUUCUGGACCCGCCACUGAGCAUACUGUGUUAUUUCUGAAGAAUGACGAGUAUAUUAACCAUAUGCUGAAACAGAACCUGCUGUCGUGUGACUAGGAAUAUGCGUAUAUGUAUAUAUGUGUAAUUCCUAGAAAAUAGAUGGAGGUAUUCAUUUAUGAUUUACCGGCCUCGGUGGCGUCGUGGUAGGUCAUCGGUCUACAGGCUGGUAGAUACUGGGUUCGGAUCCCAGUCGAGACAUGGAAUUUUUAAUCCAGAUACCGACUCCAAACCCUGAGUGAGUGCU